Trichogramma pretiosum is the source of this 2187-nucleotide messenger RNA. RefSeq names its product histone acetyltransferase Tip60 (gene Tip60). Gene Ontology annotation, molecular function: histone acetyltransferase activity. Lineage: Eukaryota; Metazoa; Arthropoda; Insecta; Hymenoptera; Trichogrammatidae. Gene Ontology annotation, biological process: regulation of DNA-templated transcription. The record is from RefSeq and is a predicted model, not a curated record. The transcript has 5 exons. The coding region runs from base 266 to 1660 and encodes 464 amino acids.
GCCCCUGUAAGAGCAGCCAGCAGCAGCAGCAGCACUCUCGAAGUCGCGGCUAGUGUUGAAGUCGCUCGUGCAGCAGUGUAUCGGUGCGUUGCUGCUUGUAGAUAGAUAAUAAUAAUAUAGGAAAAUAUACCUAGGCACGCGAUCACACACGUAGUGCGCGAGAGAGAGAAAGAGAGAGAGAGAGAAAGAUACACAUACAAUUACGUACGAUCUUUUAGUGUGUACGAGCGAGAGACAAUUCGUGUGUGACUUUUUCCGACCUGAAAUGAUCGAAGAACACGACGAGAGAGAAACAAUAUGCGAUUCGGUGAACUCACUCGUCGAAGGAUGUCGUUUGCCGGUGCGGAUGAAUGGGUCGGAAGACUGGCGUGAGUAUUCUCUCGCAGAAAUUAUCAGUAUCAAGGAAGAGCUCUUAGGCAAAAAAAGUUACUAUGUUCAUUAUGUAGACUUCAACAAAAGGCUAGACGAAUGGGUACCAGAAGACUGUCUGGACACUCGAAAAGUCCAAUUUCCACGACGAGAUGGAGCAACAGCACCGGGAACUGGCGCAGGGACUGGAGCAGCUACUCCAAAAAAGCAAGUGCCUAGCAGGCCAGCCAGCCCAUCGGUUGUACAUAGUGAGCCUGUCAAUGGAUCAGCUGUCUUGCAAGCAGCUAUUCAAAAGAAAAUGUCAAGAAAAAGAAAGGCUACUGUGAUGGAGAAUGAUGACUCACAAGAAGGUGCGCAACAAGCGACGCCAGGUGGUCCAAGACCAACUGGUUCUUUGGUUGCUCAUCAUCAUGAAGAUGUUGUCACAAGAAUGAAAAAUAUAGAAUUAAUAGAACUUGGUAGACAUAGAAUAAAACCAUGGUACUUUAGUCCUUACCCUCAAGAAAUGAUUAAUCUACAGUGUAUAUACAUUUGUGAAUUUUGUUUGAAGUACCGUAAAAGUAGGAAGUGCUUAGAAAGACAUUUAUUAAAAUGCAAUUUGCGCCAUCCUCCAGGAAAUGAAAUUUAUCGCAAAGGCACAAUUUCUUUUUUCGAAAUUGAUGGAAGGAAAAACAAGAACUAUGCACAAAAUCUUUGCCUAUUGGCUAAGUUGUUUCUAGACCACAAAACCCUUUAUUAUGAUACAGAUCCGUUUCUCUUUUAUGUGAUGACUGAACUAGAUUCUCGAGGGUUUCACAUGGUGGGCUAUUUUUCAAAAGAAAAAGAGUCCACAGAAGAUUACAAUGUGGCUUGUAUUCUUACAAUGCCACAAUUUCAAAGAAAAGGAUACGGAAGACUGCUAAUAGAAUUUUCAUAUGAACUUUCAAAAUUCGAAGGUAAAACUGGAUCACCAGAGAAACCUCUGUCUGAUUUAGGACUGCUUUCGUACAGAAGUUAUUGGGCGCACACAAUCUUAGAUAUAUUACUUAGUAUAAAACCAUCAGGUGAUAAUGAAAAACCUCAAAUUACCAUUAAUGAAAUUUGUGAACUUACUUCAAUUAAAAAAGAAGAUGUGAUUUCUACAUUGCAAAAUCUUAAUUUAAUUAAUUAUUACAAGGGACAAUACAUUGUUACUCUAAAUAAGGACAUUAUUGACCAACAUCAAACAGCCAUGGCAAGAAGAAAACUAAAAAUAGAUCCAAAAUGUUUGCAUUGGACACCAAAAGACUGGAGCAUCCGAGCCAAGUGGUAAAUGAUAAUUUAAUAGUAAACAAUAACGAGUGGAAAUUAAAUUUUACUUCUACGAGAUUGUUAAUAUAUUGAGUGACUUGAUAAAGUGACUGAGCUAAACUUGCGAAUUACAAAUUUCAGAAAUUUGAAAAUCGUUAAUUUAACCAUUUUAAAAAGACUGCGUCUGGCUUAAAUGAAAAACGGUGAAGUUUGUAUUUGAUGACCAGAUGAGACAUUUUAAUACAGUGACCAGAAGUUUUUUAAAACAACUUUCAUGGUAAUUAAUUCAUAUUACUGAAUGCCAGCCUAAGAAUCGUUGAUGAUUUUGUACAGGGACUCAUCGAUAGUGUAGAAUAAUGUAAAUAAAUGUGUUUUUAUAUUUGAAAAAAAAAACUUUCAGUUACUCGCCUGCUGAUAAAUAAUUAUUUAUCACCAUUGUAUAUAUUUAAACUUCAAAAAUUGUAGCUACAGUUGAGCAAAAAUGGCGACAUUCAAUCUGUCAGCUUCAACAAAAAAAACUAAAGUUUAUAAAGAGAAAUUGAAAAGAAA